AAUUGGCGGUGUUUGAAAAGUGGGGGCGGAGCCGGAAGAUGAGAGGCCGCUCUCUGCUCUGUCUGUCCCUCUGACGUUGUCCCCUCCCCUUGUCUCUCUCUCUCUCUCUCUCUCUGUCUCUCUGCGCCCUUUUCGGGCAGGUCGGGGCGCUGUGUAUAAAAGGAGACAGCAGCAGUCGGUGUGUCAUUGAGCAGCGACUUGAGUGAAGCAGCAUCAUGUCUGGUAGAGGGAAAGGAGGCAAAGGACUGGGCAAAGGCGGAGCCAAGCGGCACCGUAAAGUGCUCCGUGAUAACAUCCAGGGCAUCACCAAACCAGCCAUCCGGCGCCUGGCUCGGCGCGGCGGCGUCAAGCGCAUCUCGGGUCUGAUCUACGAGGAGACCCGUGGGGUGCUGAAGGUUUUCCUGGAGAAUGUGAUCAGGGACGCGGUCACCUACACCGAGCACGCCAAGCGCAAGACGGUGACUGCCAUGGAUGUGGUGUACGCUCUGAAACGCCAGGGCCGCACUCUCUAUGGCUUCGGCGGCUGAAGAACUGGCCCCUUUCUCUCGAGCACAACACAAAGGCUCUUGUAAGAGCCACCCACCGCCUCACAGAGGGAGCAGUGACCCGGCAGCAUGAGUCGAUGGAAACUUUAAUUAUUUGAUUUUGGUUAAUGCAUUUGUUGAUAUGUUGGGGGUUCAAUAUCGAGUUCACGGUAGAUUCCUGUGAUCAUUUUAAACUGCACCUUCGGCUUUGUUCUCGCAAAGCUCUUUGUGAAUGCAGUAAAAUUAAUAUUGGUCCCAAUCCUGUUCUCCGUCUCCCGCAGACUGAACUCCGACAGCUCGGGAAGCGAUUGAGCAAAUGUGCUGCAUACAUUCAUAUUCAGCUCAUU
Messenger RNA from Pristis pectinata (smalltooth sawfish), 871 nucleotides. RefSeq names its product histone H4. Lineage: Eukaryota; Metazoa; Chordata; Chondrichthyes; Rhinopristiformes; Pristidae. Gene Ontology annotation, biological process: nucleosome assembly. The record is from RefSeq and is a predicted model, not a curated record. Gene Ontology annotation, cellular component: nucleosome. The transcript has a single exon. The coding region runs from base 216 to 527 and encodes 103 amino acids. Gene Ontology annotation, molecular function: protein heterodimerization activity; structural constituent of chromatin; DNA binding.